This is a messenger RNA of Procambarus clarkii (red swamp crayfish), 690 nucleotides long. Its product is annotated as G-box-binding factor-like. The record is from RefSeq and is a predicted model, not a curated record. NCBI's taxonomy places the organism in Eukaryota, Metazoa, Arthropoda, Malacostraca, Decapoda, Cambaridae.
AUGCUCGUGGAACAGCCUCAUCAGAUCAUGCUUGAGGAACAGACUCAUCAGAUCAUGCUUGAGGAACAGACUCAUCAGAUCAUGCUCGUGGAACAGACUAAUCAGAACAUGCUCGUGGAACAGACUCAUCAGAACAUGCUCGAGGAACAGACUCAUCAGAACAUGCUCGUGGAACAAACUCAUCAGAAAAUGCUCGAGGAACAGACUUAUCAGAACAUGCUCGUGGAACAGACUCAUCAAAACAUGCUCUUGGAACAGAUUCAUCACAACAUGCUCGUGGAACAGACUCAUCAGAUCAUGCUCGUGGAACAUACUCAUCAGAUUAUGCUCGUGGAACAUACUCAUCAGAUCAUGCUCGUGGAACAGACUCAUCAGAUCAUGCUUGAGGAACAGACUCAUCAGAUCAUGCUUGAGGAACAGACUCAUCAGAUCAUGCUCGUGGAACAGACUAAUCAGAACAUGCUCGUGGAACAGACUCAUCAGAACAUGCUCGUGGAACAGACUCAUCAGAACAUGCUCGUGGAACAGACUCAUCAGAAAAUGCUCGAGGAACAGACUCAUCAGAACAUGCUCGUGGAACUGACUCAUCAAAACAUGCUCUUGGAACAGACUCAUCACAACAUGUUCGUGGAACAGACUCAUCAGAACAUGCUCGUGGAACAGACUCAUCAAAGCAUGCUCUUGGAAUAG